Messenger RNA from Epinephelus moara (kelp grouper), 4023 nucleotides. RefSeq names its product calcium/calmodulin-dependent protein kinase IGb (gene camk1gb). Bases 1505 to 2968 code for a protein of 487 amino acids. The record is from RefSeq and is a predicted model, not a curated record. NCBI's taxonomy places the organism in Eukaryota, Metazoa, Chordata, Actinopteri, Perciformes, Serranidae. Gene Ontology annotation, molecular function: ATP binding; calmodulin binding; calcium/calmodulin-dependent protein kinase activity. The transcript has 13 exons. Gene Ontology annotation, biological process: peptidyl-serine phosphorylation. Gene Ontology annotation, cellular component: intracellular anatomical structure.
UCUUUGACUUUUUAACCUGUUGUUGCUGCUGAGUCAGUUUGACAUCCUGGAUAUAUCCUUCAAACACAGACUGUAGACCCCUCUGUCUGCUUCUCUCAGGAAUCACUGUUUCAUUUGUCCAAAAAUGUGCUAAUAUUUCUUCAGGGAGUGCAGUUAGUUACAGUGUGGGCUCCAUGCUUACUGCGACAGCUUGUCGGACCAUCACAAAGAGGCGGGGCUUAGCGAAAGGUCAAUUCCGGCAUCUGCAGCCCACUGAAUAUGUACAGCUUCUCCUAUUGGCCCUGCCUGCGAUUUCCGGCUCAUAGACUUUAUGUUUUGAUAACAUCACAGAUUUUUAAAUCGCAAGUUUUAUGAAAAUAAAAAUUUAUAAUAGACGGAUUCAUGAUUGACCUUGUUUGCACUUUGAGAUGUCCUGUGAGCAGUUUAGGCCACAGACUAGGGCCUGACCGAUAUGGAUUUUUUGGGGCCGAUGUCGAUUCCGAUAUUAUGGAAUAAAAAAAUCCGAUAAUUGAUAUAUCGGCCGAUUAAAUUUUUAUGUUUUUCAAUUUAAAAACCCCGAAAUACCUGCUUUUGAUGGCUUAAAUAUAGUUCAAACACUCGUUACAAAGAUAUAAAUUGAAGGAAGAACAUUUUACUAUUUUCCAAUACUUUUAUUAUCAGAAAUUGUGUGGAACAAGCAGCAUAUGAACAAUUUAAACACAAAUCAAAAAUAUGAUGUGCAAAAUGGCAGUAAACCUAGUAAAUAAAAUAAUCAUGCAAAGUCUACAGGAAUUAAGACAUUCACAUGUAUGUUCACAGUACCAGAGUUCUUCUUGGUUGGCCGAUUGCCGAUUAUUCUCUAAUGGCUAUAAUCGGCCGGCCGAUAAAUCGGUCCUGCCCUACUACAGACGUCAUUCGUUAUAUUGGAAGUCUAUGGAGAACAUGCUUUUUUGGCGGGAGAUUUUGUCGCCACAAUACCACAAGAGGCUACUGGGAAAAAAUUGGAAGCAAGGCUGAGCUGCUCCUGGAGGCCUGCAGUUCCCGCAGGACCACAUUUUGCCAUGAUGACUCACACAGUCUCACAAAGCGGCUGGUAACUAAUCUAAACUAACAAAUUUCAAGUCAUAUUUUUUGCUAAGAUGGCCGGCCAAUUUAAACAACGUCAUCACGCAAUAUCACGUCAUUUAACAACUUUUAACAACUUCCCCUUAAAAUGAGUUGACAACACUCCCUGGUGUCAGAGCAGUAAUCACAGGUGGCCAUGCAUUGCAAAAUGAUCAUCACUUCCAUCAGUGCUGAGAAAACUGAUGUUCGUAUGCGUGCACCUGCGCAUGCGCGUGCACAUGCUGUUGUUAUGAAUGAAUCGUGCAGUUUUGGGAAAAAGCAUUUCUGCGCAAGACGCGCCGUUUUCUGUGUAAACCUGUUUGCAGCAGCAGCAGCAGCAGCAGCCUGAGCUGAAGUCUGAGCCUUAAGUCUCAAUGAGCACCUGUGACACUGUGAGCAGCCCCUCCCCUCCGCUCUCUCCAUGGAUGUAAUCUCUGACUUGACAACAGGUAUUUGUAAUGUCCCAGACAAAGUAAGCUGUCCAGUCCUCGGCGAGCAUUUGGCAGGAGAGUCAGAGCAGAGCACCGACAGCGCAGAGUCUCUAGAAAUCCCUGUUGAAGCAUCUGCAGACAUGGGUCGUCAAGAGCCCGACCACGCGUGGAAGAAGGACACUGAGAACAUCCAGGAGAUAUUUGACUUCAUAGAGGAGCUUGGAUCGGGGGCGUUCUCAGAGGUGUACAUGGUGAAGGAGAAGAAGACGGGCAAAAUGUUUGCCAUGAAGUGUGUGAAGAAGAAACAGAAGAGAGACCUCAAUCUGGAGAACGAGAUCGCUGUGCUGAGAAGAAUCCAGCAUGACAAUGUGGUGGGGAUGGAGGACUUCUAUGAAAGCCAGACGCAUUACUAUCUCGUCAUGCAGCUUGUUUCAGGCGGUGAGCUCUUUGACCGUAUACUGGACCGGGGGGUGUACUCAGAGAAGGAUGCCAGCAACGUGAUCCAGCAGGUGCUGCAGGCCGUUAGCUAUCUGCACGAUAACGGCAUAGUGCAUCGUGACCUCAAGCCAGAGAACAUCCUGUACUACAGCCAGGACGAGGACUCCAAGAUCAUGAUCAGUGAUUUCGGGCUCUCCAAGAUGAUAGAGAACGACAUCAUGUCGACAGCCUGUGGCACCCCCGGAUACGUAGCUCCUGAAGUUUUGGCACAGAAGCCCUACAGCAAGGCAGUGGACUGCUGGUCUAUCGGAGUUAUCACCUACAUCUUACUGUGUGGAUAUCCUCCUUUUUAUGAAGAAAGCGAGUCCAGGCUGUUCUCUAAGAUCAUGAAGGCGCAGUAUGAGUUUGACUCGCCCUUCUGGGAUGACAUUUCUGAAUCUGCUAAAGAUUUCAUCCGUAAUAUGAUGCAGAAGAAUCCCAGUAUGCGCUACUCCACUGACCUCGCACUCAGACAUCCCUGGAUUAUCGGGAAGACGGCCAGGAGCCAGGACAUCUACUAUUCCGUCAGCGUUCAGAUCCAGAAGAACUUUGCCAAGUCCAAGUGGAAGCAAGCCUAUAACGCUGCAGUAGCCAUCAACCACAUGAAGAAGCUGCAGCUGGCCCACUCAGAGCAGGUCCUGAGGCAGGCCAGCAUCCCAGACAUCAAGGUGAUCGACGUGUCCUCCCCAAAGAGAAAUCACAAACGACUUGAUCCAGACAGAAUCGACCCCAAGGUGGUGGAGGUCAACGGGAAAGUAAACGGGACAAUACACAUGUCCCUGCCCACGAGCCCCGUCGAAACCAAGAGCCACUGUCACACACUGAAAGCCGCUCACAGUCAGGCCGGACCACAUCACGCGCCCUAUAUGGCCGAGCAGGGCAAGAACGUCUACCACUCAGAGCCUGCCAACCUCAAUGGGUACGGUAAAAACCAUAACGUCAAGAGUGUACAGACGGGGGUUUGCUCAGUCAUGUGAAGGCUGCAUGAAGUUUACAUGGAAAUAAACAUUUUAACUGGUCAGUGUUGCUGAGCUGACUCAGCAUGCAGCUGUUUUGUGUCAGCAGGUCCGAUACUGUGAGCUAGAGGUGGUUGAUCUCCUGAUGGACCCGAACGGUCUGCAGGGUCCACGCAGUCAGUCGGACAUUCAUUUAUUUUUGGAAAGAGUGCCUAUGAAGUUCCUGACAACCACACAGACGCACACAAACACACACUCAGACAUUCAGACGCACAACACUCACUUUAUCUCCGAUGCACAGGGCAGUGAAACAGGGCAGUUCAGACAGUAUUAAAGGGAUGGGCUCACCUGCUGGUGAAUGUCUGGCUCAUUCAUGGUGAAGCAGCUUCUGACCUCUGAUGUCAUGAAGGCUUUGUGUCACACUUCCUGGUUCCUUGGUCAGGUGGAGUUUAAUUUAUCAGUGCACUUAGUGCCCAGCUUUAUUAGCACUGUGGUUACACAUGGUUUAGGAAUGUACACACUGCAAAAACCAAAUUAUUAAAGUUCAUGUGUAAAAUAUUCCUUAGCAAAGCUCCUAAUAAGUGCAAUAGAAAAUAUGGAAACACUGCAUGUUGCUGCUUUAAUUAUUCCAUACUGUUAUAAUCUAUUCUGGUUGAAGUUGUCUCUUAUUUUUAUGACCUUUUUGUGUUAAUGUUGUUCUGAUUUAUUUUUCUAAAGUAUUUUCUUCCUUUUUUUUUAUAAAAAAUAUAUAUAUAAAAAUAAAAAAGAGCCAUACAGACAUAAAAACAUAAAACAUGUUCAAACUGACAAAUCAUCAACAGUGUAAAUGCCACAAGUAUAUCCAUAACUUGCCAACUCAUAGCUCUCACAUGCCAUCAACCUGUUAGAAUAUAAACUGUCAUGUAUAUUUACUGUAAUAGAUGUUUCUCCACUUAUUCUGAGUGGUUCACUCUGCACAGUCUGUUGUUUGUCUCUCCAGCUGUAUGUGGCUUUGUGUCGAUGCAUUCGACAGAUAAUGAUCUAGUCCAUGUGUUAUGAUGGAAACACUGUAUGCUCAUAAAUAAAGCCUGUACAGA